Selaginella moellendorffii is the source of this 949-nucleotide messenger RNA. RefSeq lists its product as uncharacterized. Bases 194 to 949 code for a protein of 251 amino acids. The transcript is spliced from 6 exons. The record is from RefSeq and is a predicted model, not a curated record. NCBI's taxonomy places the organism in Eukaryota, Viridiplantae, Streptophyta, Lycopodiopsida, Selaginellales, Selaginellaceae.
GGGAGCUCGCUCGGCCAAGGGAAGCAAUAGUUCUUUACUGGGUCGAUCGGUUGCGCUUUCGAUCACCUACAUUGAGGUAUGGAUCCUUACCGGUAGAUCACAAGCUGCGAGUAAACAUUCCCCGGAAUUCGUUUGUGCCGAGUGAGAUCUUCGGUUCUUAUUUUUCCAUGACAUAGCCACGUGGACCGUGACUAUGCCACGUGGAAUUCACACGUGGCAGCGUUUAAAUAUUUUUGGCGGGAUGGUGCAAGACGGCUGGGCGCUUGCUUUCUUCUGUGAUGCGCCUGAUGUUCCUAUCGUGCUCGAGGGGCAGAGCCUGCCUUUCAUGGACUAUCUCAGUAAUUCUCUCGUCAAGCCAAGGGAAGGAAACCCCGUUCAGUUCCAGGCGUUGCUGCUCCCCAGCUUGAAAUCGCAAUUGCAGGGAUUAUACGACAUCAGUGCCUGUAAGCUCGGAGAUAACGUUUCCUUGGAUGGAGCUCCGUUCCAGGCAUUGCUGCUCCAGGGAUUAUACAACAUCAGUGCUUGUAACAUUCCCUUGGAUGGAGCUCAGUUCCAGGCCUUGCUGCUCCCCAGCUCGAAAUUGCAAAUGCAGGAAUUAUACAACAUCAGUGCUCGUAUGCUCGGAGAUAAAGCUUACUUGGAUGGAACUCGAGCUGCUGCAAGCAUGGUUCAAGAGUCAGAUGCGUUUCUCGUCAUUGGCUCGACUGUAAUGGUUUUACGUCUUGUGAGUGCCGCUCAUAAGGGGAAAACUCGAGCCGACAAUAUUGCUUGCUUCGAGAUGGAGUGCGCUGGUGAAGUGAGUUUGUCAAUGCAACUCUCAAGUCUCUUCCAAGUCGUCAGCAUACAUCCAAUUGGCUGCUGCCCGCACAAAGGCGAGUCACUAGAUUCUGUGAAACUAUACAAUGUAGGACUUAUAGAUUUUCUUGUGCAGGAUUUAAGCCCCUGGUAG